UCGCCAUCGCACGGUUGAGCGGGAGAAAGAGAGAGAGAGAGAUAGAGAGAGAGAGCGAAAGAGAGGGCGAUAGAGAGAGGAGUGACGGGAAACGUGACCGAGCUUUACUGAGAAAGGGUUCUGCCCCUCGGCGGCAUACCCCCCGAAGUCUACCCCCUUUUGGGGCGUAAGGUGUGAAUUAGGCAUCCCGGAUUAGGCCUAAGAAUCUCCGACAGGCCCAACGAUGCUAUGAAGGGGAGGUUCUAAUGAUAUCGGUUCUGUCGAGUUACCUGCAUUGAAAAGAAAGCAAAAAAGAAGUUCCGUCGACAAAAAAAAAAAAAAAGAGAAAGUGUUAGACAAGUAUGAUACGUGAAUGGUUCGUAGCUUAUGAUCGGUAAUUGGGUUGAGAGUAAGAUAGUUCGGCCACGGAGGUUCACGCUGAGGUGGAGGUAAAUGGAGAUGACGGAGCCAAGAGUCUGCCCUCGCAGAAACAUGGCAGGGCCAAGAAAAGGGCAGCGGGGAAGGGAUCUUUGACACCUCCUAAACUCGUUCUCCCACGUUCUGGUGCGGAACCGGUAGCAAUGACUCAGGAUGGCUCGGCGCUGGACGGAGGAGGAGCUCAGGCAGUCGUCAUCUGCGAAGACAAAGCGACGAGCACAGACGACGAGCUUCUCGUGUCUCCUACUCGCGGUGACCUCCCAGUUUCCCGAUCGCAACCCAAGACUGUUACCGGUACAUUGCUCAAGCCGCGCAGAUUUGGGGCCGAUUUGGUCGGGCUCGAACGACCUCCGGAUCGCCCCCACAGCGCGAGGGGUGGGCGAUACCUUCGCCAUCAGGAAUCUCUUAGCAGCAACAGCGACGUCUCACGACCGCACCGUCAGUCCAAACUCCGUCGGCAACGCACAACAGAAUCCUACGACGCCGAUCACUCUAAGAGACCCAAACCUCGCGGGGAGCUUAGGCGGCAGUGGACUACCGAUUCCUCCGAUUCGGGUUACUCCAAGCGGUACUCUCGUGAGCUCCUCCGUCGCCAGGAUACCGAAGAGUCCGCCGGGUCAACGAAAAGGUUGAUACGGGAGCUGCAAAGGCAGCCCACAACGGAGUCCUCUUCGUCCCUGAGACUAACACGCCAGUCCUCCUUGCACAGCGGCUCCGAUAACCAGAGCCUGUGUCUCCUGCGUCAGUCAACCGUGGAAACUUACGACGACAACUCAACGACGGAUUUCUCACGACCUCAGUCUUGUAACAGCGGUCGGAACACCAGUAUGGGAGGUACCAUCGUGGACUUCCCAUCAAACGCCUUUUCCCCUGACGCCGCCCAUCCAUCCUCUGUUACCACUGACCAGACCGUCCUGAAAGAGUACCCGAAGGAUGCGGGUCCCCCUUACGAGUGCAAGACUGAAGACAUGGUCUAUGGUUACGACUACAACUUAACCAUUCCAGCCACGAUAAACGCGCCUCUGCUCUCCACGAAUUCCUAUUCACUAAUAAACCUCAGUGCUGUCGAACUGGAAGCGGCGGAGCUCCACGAGAUGCACAUGAAGCUUCGGGCUCUCGGUCCAGAGCCCAAGAAGAAGAAGAAGAAGCAGCAGCAGCAGCAGCAGCGGGCUCUGGGAGAGAAGGGCGAACCCCGCCAGAGCAAGGAAGACGACGCUCUGCAGAAAGCGCGGGAGAGAGUCAGGAAGAGGAAAGCUGACGACGAGCUGCCAAAGAAGGUUCGGUGGUCCAUCAUGGCCACUGGACUCAUACUACUUCUCAUGUCUGUCAUAUUAGUGGGUGCCACGCUCAAAAUGGCGCCGCUUAUAGACGAAAUGGUGCGAAAGGAAAACGAGGAUAUUCUUCGGGAGCUUCAGGGAGUCUCUGCAAGCACCCUUGGGUUAAAUACAACCGUCCAACCCAGCGAAACGACGGAGGACCCGCAGACCUGAAUAAUUGGGAAGUCGGGAAGAAGGAGAAGAAGAAGAGAGAAGGACAGAGUCUCCGGCUCAAGUAACUCAAAUAAUUCAGAGGAUAUUUUCGUCGUCACUCAGCGCGGAAGAGUCGAUUCACGUCCGCUGAAAUCCAAAUGAAUAUUUCGUCCUGACUUUGGUUCUGUUCGUCACCCGAUGUUUACAUAUCACCCGUCAUCAUUUGAUAAGAGCUUACUCUAUCUAUCGGUUGAUUGUCAUAAACUUUCUGUGAAUCUUUUUUUUUUCUGAUUUUGAGAAGUCCUUGGAAAACGGGGAGCUGCUAAGAGUCUUUCCGCGAUGAAAUUUGUGAUUUUUUUUUUUUUUUCAGAGACUUGCCAGACAAUGUAUUUUGAAAUGGAACUGGCGUUUUGAAAGACUUUGUAGAAAAGUCACUGUGAGUGACGUCAUGGCCUCUCCGCAAGGUCACAUUGUGAUGUAUUUAAACUACGUAAUGAAAUAAGAACUAUUGUUGAUAUGAUAGUGUUGUUUAUAAACUUUUCAUGCAUAUAUAUAUAAUAUAUAUAUAAUGUAUCUAUCUAUACGAAAAUUCAUAUAUAUGUACAUAUAAUGUACGUUUGUAUUCCUGUAUAUACAGUAUACGUAUAUGCAUAUAAAUGAUCUAUACAUACAUGUAUAUGGGUAUGUUGAUCCAAAUGAACUUAAUAUUCAAGUAUGCUACUGCAUACAUAAUGUAUGCUCGUAUAUUUGCAUAAUGACAUGCAUUAAUAUAUACGGAUAUGUUAUAACACCUAUAUACAUGCAUAUAUGUGUAUAUAUGUAUUAAUGUGUGUAUUGUGUGUACAUAUACAUGUAUGUAUGUAUGUAUGAAUGUAUGCAUGUACGUAUGUAAAUAGUAAUGAAAUACUAAGAAUUUUGUAGAAUAAAGUGCGAAAGUUUGUUUGUUGUUGAGUGUAGAGAGAGUUGACAUAGAAAGAGAUGUAGAGUGGUACUAUUUGGAAUCAAACGGAGGAAGUCCCUUUGUAUCAGCGUUACGUGAAUCUAUAAUAAAUAUAUAAUACGUAGGGUGUACUGGGCUCGAGGUGUGGAUUCUGUAUAGAACAAUUUAGAACUGUAGUUUAUAUCUCGGAGGAUAGUCGGCGAUAUAGUUUGUACUACCUACCUAUGCUGUCUCUUCCAGUCUAAUCAAGACUUUGGUCUAACGCGGUCUGUCUACGCGCGGUGUGGCGCUAACGCGCUUUCUGACUUGCACUCGCCUUUUUGCCGGAAGUGUUCAAACAAGACACCAACGUACUUGUUUGUUUUGGUGCCAAAAAUGGAGUCCAUCCUUGAUAGUUUAAUAUGCUCUGCUCAGUCGCAAACACGGGUGGCAUCAAGACGCCCGCAUGUUAAUUCAGAAGACCAAUAGACCUAUAUCCUCCGAGCAUCGUUCGCCGUCAAGUGUCUACAAAAUAUGUCAGCAAACCUGCUGGUGCAACACCAUCAACUCAAGCUUCUUUGACCACUGUUGCUGGUGCUGCUGCUCGGUACCGAUUCUUUGAGUUUGACGGCGUUUGUUCAAAUGGUUCAAGGUAUCAAGAGCUGCGCCACUUAAAACAG
Messenger RNA from Macrobrachium nipponense, 3485 nucleotides. RefSeq lists its product as uncharacterized. The transcript has 3 exons. Bases 561 to 1907 code for a protein of 448 amino acids. The record is from RefSeq and is a predicted model, not a curated record. NCBI's taxonomy places the organism in Eukaryota, Metazoa, Arthropoda, Malacostraca, Decapoda, Palaemonidae.